CAGACCCAAUUACCAGCACUUCCUCAUUAUAUAAUGAGGCCCAGAAGUGUAACAAAGCUUGAGUUUGGGGGGCUCCUUGUAUCAUUGUGUUAACAAGGAGGAAACAGGGAGAGAGAGAAAUGGUGAACUGGGUAGAAGCACAGAAGCCUCUCUUGCACUUUCUUGUGAAGAAGGCGGGCCUGCGACAGCAGACCGUGGAGAUCGAGCCCGGCACGGUCAUGAGCUUCUGGGUGCCAAAGGAGAAGUACAACAAGAAGAAGAACCCUAGCAAAGAAGUAGUGGUACCGGAAGGAAAGAGCAAUGAAAGCCAUGUUAACACUAAUGACGACAAGAAGAAGGGAGAGAAGCCGGCCGUGGUGCUCGUGCAUGGCUUUGCGGCGGAGGGGAUCGUAACGUGGCAGUUCCAGGUGGGACAGCUAACUAGUCGGUAUGCCGUCUACGUGCCGGACCUGCUCUUCUUCGGCGGGUCGACGACAGGGUCGGCAGACCGCUCCCCGGAGUUCCAAGCACGGUGUACUGUUGCAGCCUUGGGCCGGCUUGGGGUGGACAAAUUCACUGUUGUUGGAUUCAGCUAUGGAGGAAUGGUGGCGUUCAAGAUGGCCGAGAUGCGGCCGGAUCUGGUGCAUUCGCUCGUCGUGUCGGGCUCCGUCAUCGCCAUGACCGACUCGAUCAGCGGCCAGACACUCAACAGGCUGGGCUUCUCGUCGUCGUCCGAGUUGCUGCUCCCGGAGUCCAUCAAGGGCCUGAAGGCACUCCUCUCGGUGGCCGCCCACAAGAAGUUGUGGUUUCCAGACAGACUCUUCAAGGACUACCUUAAGGUGAUGUUCAACAAUAGGAAGGAGAGGAAAGAGUUGCUGGAAGGGUUGGUGAUCAGCAAUAAAGAUGCCAAGGUCCCGGUCUUGCCUCAGAGGAUACUUUUACUGUGGGGAGAGAAUGACAACAUAUUUAAUAUGGACCUUGCAAAGAACAUGAAAGAGCAACUGGGGGAGAAGGCCACGCUGCACGGCAUAAAGAAAGCUGGCCACAUUGUUCCCCUGGAGAGGCCCUGUGUUUAUAACCGCUGCCUCAAGCAAUUCCUUGCCCUCGUCCAUGCCCAAGGCGACCAAGUGUGAUCAGAUUCGCAUAUUUUAUGUUCCAUUUCAAUAUUGUGAACUUGCAUUACAUUAUUUUGGUCUCAUCCUCUGGAAAUGGAAUAAAUUAUGAAGAAAUUUUAGUUUCCAUGCAUUCUGGCAA
Messenger RNA from Elaeis guineensis (African oil palm), 1233 nucleotides. RefSeq lists its product as uncharacterized. The record is from RefSeq and is a predicted model, not a curated record. Lineage: Eukaryota; Viridiplantae; Streptophyta; Magnoliopsida; Arecales; Arecaceae. Gene Ontology annotation, molecular function: catalytic activity.